This is a messenger RNA of Drosophila grimshawi, 3777 nucleotides long. RefSeq names its product GRIP and coiled-coil domain-containing protein 2 (gene GCC185). Lineage: Eukaryota; Metazoa; Arthropoda; Insecta; Diptera; Drosophilidae. The transcript has 5 exons. The record is from RefSeq and is a predicted model, not a curated record. Bases 86 to 3523 code for a protein of 1145 amino acids.
CUAAAGAGAACGGGAGAACGGCUAAAAUUCGCACAUAAAUGAUUUUGUUGUUGAUUCCUAAGACAGCAGACAGGCAGUAUUGAAGAUGGACACAUCAACGAGGGACACGCAGAAGAAUCCAAUUGAAGCUCUGAGCAAAGAUGAACUCAUCAGCAAAUACAAAGGCCUGCUUGGCAUCGCCAAAAAAGCAAAGUUGGCAAAAGAUGAACUCAACGAGGAGAAUCGCCAGUUGAAGGAGGCAUUAACAAGGGCAGCGGCCAAACAGAGCAGCAUACCAGCGAUGCAAGAGAUGCUGCAGGACUUCACCGACAAGAAUCUAAUUCUAACGGAGCAGCUAAGCAGCUUGCAGCGCAGCACCAAAGAGGAUGCCGAUAGAUUGCAACAAUUCGAAAUCGAGAACGAGAGCCUCAAACGUCAAUUGGGUCGUCUCAGCGACGAGAAUGAUGAUCUGCUUGCGGACAUCGAACGCAUGGAGCAGGCCAUGCAUCAGGUUAACACACUUGGCAGCGAGCAACGCAAGAACCUUGAGCUGCUCGAGGUGGACAUUGCCAAAAUUAAGGAGGCCGAGUCACAGAAUGAAAUUCUAAGACAACAGGCGGAGAGUGCAGCCGACGAGGCAAAGCAACGUGUCGCUGAGCUUGCUGAGCUGCAGCAAAAGUAUGAUGCGGUAAAGCAACUGAACUCGGAGCAGCGCAAGAAGUUCAAUGCGCUCAAGGAUCGCUUCAUCGAUGUGCAUCGCAAGCUGAAGAACCUCAAGGAAUGCAAGUGUGUGUUGCUCGAAACGCAGCACGAGUAUGCCGCCUCCGUGUCCAAGUGGCAGCAAGAGAUUAUUAAAGCAUCCCAGUUACUCUGUGCCAAGAUGACAGGCUUGCAGCAGGAGAAUAUGCAGCUUAAGCAGCGGCUAGAGUCGUCACAGCAAACUAAUCAAGAUUCAGGCCACAAUCAGCGAUUGCUGCACAAGGUCUACGAACUGGAACGAUUGGCCAAACUGGUAAAGAUGCAAGAAAAGGAGCAACAACAAAAGCAGCAGCAGCAGCAGCCGGAGCAGCAGCAGAUUCCAAAGAGCACUCUAAAUGUAGAUCGUGUGCUGGAGAAAUUAAACACGAUAGAGCACCUGGCAAAUAUCGUCAAAGGACAACAAUCUGAGAAGUCCACUAGCUCUUUCAAUGUCGCCCACUUUAAUGUGAAACUCAAUCAAAUGCAACGCUUGGCACAGCUGCUGCAGGAGGAGCGUAGCCAACAGGAGAGCGCCCUGCAAUUGAUGAGGCAGCAAUAUGAGCGUGAGCAGGCAGAACUGGAGGCAAACAAUGUGGAGUUGCGGCAGAAUCAUGAAGAUCUGCAGGCGCGCUAUCAGCUGAAGGAGCACGAACAUGCCGAACUGCUGGCCGAGAUGCGGGAACUGAAUGAGGCAUUGAAGGCACGUGGCGAUGUCAUUUCACGCAUGCAGGAGCAGCACGACAAGAAUCACAACGAGAUGCAAUUGUUAACUGACAGUCUAACGGACAAGUCCCAGCAGCUGGAGCAGCUGCAGAGCCGAGUUCAUGAGCUGGAGCAACAGGAGCAAGUUAAUGGCGAUGCACAGAGCGAUGUGCUGUCCACCUCGACGAUUUCACGGGCAGAGGAAUUGAGCCGGCUGCGCGAGCUCGACGAUGGCUACGAGGAGAAGUACAACAAGUUGCGGGCGCUGGCUGCCAAACUGAAAAAGAAAUUGCAGGAACAGACACAUCAGAUUAAGAGCAUGGAGCAGGCUGGUGCCGCCAAGUUGGAGGCCGAAGUUGAGGCCAUCAAACUGGCGCAGACGCAACUGCAACAGGACUUGAAUGUGGCACGUGCCGAGAACCAAAAACUCAAAUCCAAGGACAGGUCAAAGGGUUCGAAUGUAUUAAGUCUGGAAAUUGAAGCGGCAGAGAAAUCGCUGAACGAGGUGAGUGCCAAACUGUUGGCCAAAACCACAGAUCUGGACGCACUCAAAGAAACGCUUGCCAGCAAAGAGAAUACAAUUACCCAACUACGUCGCGAGAUUAGCAUUCUGGAAGAGUCACAGAACGGCGAGGCAGCGCAUAGCAAGCAACUGAAGCAGCAAAUUGAUCGCAUGCAGACACAGCUCAAGGACGCCGUGCAUGGCAAACAGGAGGCACUCACUGGCCGGAAGGAACUGGAACAGCGUAUUGAGCGCCUAAAGCUGGAAGCGGCGGAAAUGCAUUUGCAGCUGGCAGACAACACACAACAAUACGAGACGAAACUGCAGCAAUCCCAGGAGCUGCUCACAAAGAGCACCCAAGAGCUGGAUGUGCGACAGUCAGCGCUAACCCAACUGGAGACGGCCUUGCGAAAUGCCGAGCGCACCAGUGAGCAGCUGCAAGCGGAGUACUCGGACUACAAGCUGAAGGCACAGGCUGUGCUGCGCAAGCAUCAAAAUCGCGACACGGACAAGGAACGCGAUCUUGAGUCGGAAUUGGCCAUGGUGCGUGCCACUGAGAAACAAUUGCGCGCCAGCAAUGAGGAGAGUGCAGUGCGCAUCGUCAAACUAGAAGCACAAAUCGAAGAUAUGCGCAAGAUGAAUCAAAAUAAGCUGCGUUACAAUCAGGAUGUGCUGGCGAUGCUCGAUGAUUUGCGCGACGAGAACGAAUCGCUAACUGAGGAAAAACAACGGCAGCUGCAGCUGCAGCAAGAGCAACUGCAAAAGCAUCGCCAGCAAAUCGAGCAAAUGGAUGAGGGACAUCGGUUACGUGUGUCGCAGCUGGAGCAACAGAUCGAACAGCUCGAGCAGGUGGCCAGUGCCAAGCAGCCGGUUCAAGCCCAAGUCGUGCCCAUUCCGGCAACAGCUGGCAUCGCUUCUACCAGCAGCCCGGAGCAGAGCAAGAUCGAUUACCUCUUGGAGCACGAUGGCAGCGGGGAGACGCUAGCCCAGCUAGCAGCUCAGCGUAAGAUCUCGACGGCAUCGCGUCGCUCGCAUGAUUUUAUGCCGCUGGAUGAGCUGCUGAAUACAUCGCUUAAUGCCAUCAGUAGCGAUACGGUGACAACAAUAUCCCAUUUCGGACGCAGUGUCAGCAUGCAGGAUGAUGACUUUGAACUGGAUCAAGCUCGUGGCGAUGCUCAGGCAACGCUCCUGGCAACCAAGGAGCGUUUGAACAUACAGGAGAGUCGUGUCCGUCAUCUAACCGCCCUGCUCGCUGAGAACGAACAGGAUUUGGCCAAGCUAACGCAAAUGAACGACAUGCUCAAAGAGGAACUGCGUCGCCAGGAACGGUCCGAGGAACGGGAACAGCACAUGCACAACUCCGAAUAUCUGAAAAACGUAUUCUUAAAGUUCAUAACAUUAUCCAAUUCGGAUGAGCGGCAACGUCUAGUUCCGGUACUAAAUACAAUUCUACGUCUGAGUCGCAACGAAGUGGAAAUGCUCAAUUGUGUGGCCAAGGGACAGAAGGUUUCCACUGAUGGCAGCAAUCGCAGUUGGACUGGUUUCCUCAGCGCGUGGAGCGGUGUUGGGAACACGUCAAACAACAAUAACAACACAAACUAGGUGUUUUUCCGGCCAUUUGUCUUAAUUGGUAUUAUACUUACUAUGUGUGUUUGGAGGAUGGAUCAGCCCUUAUUGGCCAGUUACAUCGUUAUGUAAAUCUUGUAUAUGGUUAUUGUCCCAAAAAUUGUAUUUAUGUCCUUUUUAAAAAAUAGUCCUGAUGUGUAGUGUUGUCCUUUAAAUAUAUAUAUAUACAUUGCGUAGAGCGCCCUAUACAGCACUCUAUAGUCAAUCAAUCAAUAAGAAUACUAAUAAUA